AUGCAGCGAUUGGCAUUGGUUGGGCGCACCGCUGCGGCCGUUCAGCUUCACAGCUGCGCAUCUCCGCAGCCUUCGGCGAUCAUGAUCUGCUCUUGCUCGCCCCUAACAGUGCAACGACGCGGCCUCCGCAAUUUGCACCAGUACCCUCACGCGCGCUACAAGAGUCUCGUAAAGGACUGCCGACGCUUUUCGCGCAACUGGUGGCUGACGGCGGGCAAUAACUACGAGCUUGUUUCCGAGGUUGGCCACGAGCGGGAGGCGACCGAGAACCUCGCGGUGUUGCGGGAUGACAGCAACAACGAUGCUUAUGUCUUGUCCACGAACCGCCUUGAAGACCUACCGCCAGCGGAGCGACUCAAUGUGCUGGUGACGCUCAUGACGGAGCGGUGGAAAGUCAAAGACAACAAUCGCGGAUAUGACAAGGCCAAGAUGCUACUGAAAGCGCUCGAGUGCUUCAGCGAGAUGCGCCUGGCUGGUCAGAUAAAGGUCUUCGACGAGCUGCCAGAGGCGGACCAGGACACCUUCCUGCAGUUCGUUGAGGGCUGCGCGCAGUUUUCGCAGAGCUGCUCGCACUCGCACCCCGACGCCGUGGCGAUUGUGCUGCGCGCCGCCGUGAUUUGCGACGAGAUGCGCUGUGUUGGCAAGAGAGAAGAAAUGACGCACGUUGCGGAAGUGAUGGCGAAGCGACUGGAUCGGGCCUUCGCCUCCGCGCGGCCUCUCGAGACGAAGGCGCAGCUGAGGCCUCCGACCUUUACCGAGAUUCACAGUAGCCUGCGGAUGAAGCAGGUGAUGGAGCUGCGAGAGCACUUCAAGGAUAAGCCGUGGGUGCUGGAGCAGAAGAAGCGCCUCGAGUACUUUUACGGACCUCGAAGUCGAAAGAUUUUUCACCAUCCGAUGCGGCGGGACAGCGUCCAUCGGAACUUGCUCGCCGUCCCACAUCGACCAGAAACACGGUCGUGGAAUGGAUAG
This is a messenger RNA of Leishmania braziliensis MHOM/BR/75/M2904, 969 nucleotides long. RefSeq lists its product as hypothetical. The coding region runs from base 1 to 969 and encodes 322 amino acids. Lineage: Eukaryota; Euglenozoa; Kinetoplastea; Trypanosomatida; Trypanosomatidae. The record is from RefSeq and is a predicted model, not a curated record. The transcript has a single exon.